Molecule: messenger RNA, 4636 nt
Organism: Ooceraea biroi (clonal raider ant)
Lineage: Eukaryota; Metazoa; Arthropoda; Insecta; Hymenoptera; Formicidae
Source: RefSeq, a predicted model, not a curated record
CGCGUCAGUAUAAACUGCUGGAUAAUUUAUUAUACAACCCCGCUCUCAUCUCACCGGAAUAAUUAUUUACCAUAUAAAUUUCGACUCGAAAUUGCCCCUGUCGAAAAAGCCUGAAAAGUUAUCGUGUCCCCGGCUGACAACACGGCAGCCGUUCACAUUCUCGUCUUCACGUUCGCUAUAUUAUAUUUUUACAAUUUACAAAUAUAAUUGGAUACAUCAUCUUCGAAAAAUACAUUCGCACCACACAUGCAUAUUACUAUUCUGCUCUUUAGAGAAUAUUCGUUUCUCUAUAAUAAAUCUGGAAACAAAUUAAAAACUUAAACAAUUACACAUUUAAACAAUCAGAUAUCGAUAUAAUAAAAUAAUAAUCAUUAAUUUUUAAUAAUAUUUUAUAGUUUUAUAGUAUUAUCAAAAAUUACUGAAAGAGAUAUAAAAUUUUAUAUCUCUUUCAGCAGAUCAUCCUACUGUUCCUUAGAUUCCAUAAUAUAUAUGCUUACACUGUUCCUCAGAUUCCAAUAUGCUUGGUUCAAUGAUUUGCUUUGACUUUGCUCGCUUCUCUAUAGACAACGGAUCCUGAAUUUGCUUUCGUUUAUGCAGAUGCAAGACGCGUACCUGAAUUUUGGCGUACUCACCGAUGACGAGCUGGAAUUGUUAUUCAAUCGUAACGGCGAGAUCGCAUUGUUAGUGCCCGAUUCCUGUGUCUUCCUUGUACCGUAACUGGCUGAUCCCAAUCCCUAAAUCGCAAAAGUUCUUCACGCAAUCUAUACAUAUAACAAUUUAUAUCCUGUACCAUUUAUUAUUUUCUACUUUGUGUUACCUUUUAUCUUGCUCUAAAAUUUAAUCCAAAUCAAUCUCAUGAUUAAUCACAAUUAAUUAAAAUUACAGAAGAAAUAAUUUUAAUUUUCUGUCUUAAUUAAAAUGCAUAGAAAAAAUAAUAAUUUGUUUUGAUAUAAUUAUAUUCUUUGUAGUGACAUGCAAAAUGUGAACAACAGAAAGAGAGACGUCAGUGAAAUCGCAGAAGGUAGGAUACAUCACAUGUAUAUAAUAUACAUUUUUUGUUAUAUUAAAUUAAAUUAAAUUUGGUUAACAGAGGCCCAUCGAGAGAUGCAGUCGCCUCGGGGAAUCCUCAGGUAUCCUCCAGUACUUGCGCAUGAGUCGACAAGUAAAUCUAAAUACGAUGGCAAAAGUGUCUGUGAUUCCGCAAAAACGACAGACACAUCCGCAAGUGAAAACACCUACAAAACGAAGACGUUUAUCCUCUGAGAAUGUGCCUCCCGUUCCAUUGGAGGAUGUAGUAGUAGCCCAGAUAUCUGCCACAGCAAGCCUCCUGUUCCUUUGGAGGAUGCGACAGUACCCCAGAUACUUGUGGAAGGGACAGUAGCACCAGCUUCUCCAUUACCCGAGGAACAGAUGCCUCUCAUACAACAAGCUGAAUUAGACAUGGAACUGGAACCUGUGCAUUCGAAGUUCUUCAAAAGCAAGAAGCAGCCAAAGAGAGGCAAAGUUAUCGAUAAGAAAAUCAGAUUGGAGGACAAGUCGCUCAAGGAGUGGCAUCAGAAUACAAGGAUUCAUUGCAAAUCUCAAUUGGACUUACCACAAGUGCAUCGUCCGCCACCAGCGAUGGAACUGUUCGAUCGACCUUCGCACCAGCCCAAGCGAUGGGCCAGAAAACUGUAUGAUCUGUUUGCUGAUAACGUUAGAGGCCCAUUCACGGCUCCAGACCAAGAGGACGCAGCCACGUCAAUGCAAGAAAUACGAGCCACGACGAGCAGGCUGGAUCAUCCUACGGAGGAAUGGAGUACGCUUAGAAAGUUGCAGGCCACGACUGCUGCCGAUGGUACUGCCAUGGAGAGCAUCUCGAAUAUCUCUCCCACCGAUUAUGAAAUGGCAGAAACGGCAACGGUACACAGCACUCCAGAGGCAUCAACGGUGCUGUUAGCAGAGGCAGACAUGGCCAUUUCAGAGCAAGAUAUUAACAGCGCCGUGCAAGAUGUCGAGAUGAAAGUAGAUGACGCGGAUGAAGACAGCCUCCUCGAUGUCAAAGUUAUGCUGGAGAAACGAUGGCGUCAAUGGGAAAUAAGAGAUCGCGUCUCGAAAUCUUCCACCCCGAUUGCGGCGGAAUCCGUACAUCUGACAGUUCAGGAGGUUCUGGCUAUGUUGGAGGUCUUGUGGCACGAUCGGGAAAUUGUCAGAUUUAACGACCUCAUCCCAAGAGAUACAUACUCGACAAACGAUGUUGUUCAUGUUUUCAAAAUACUUCUUGUAAUCCAAUGUCCGAGGCACGUUUGAUUAAUAAGUUAGUUUCAAUAUAGAACUUAAUGCGAAGAAGAAGCUCAUUCUGCGACAGACCGCUUGCUACCGUACUCUCUGGAUCGGGAAACUUUAAUUCGACUAAAUUGUAAAAUGUAUUAUAUUAAUUGAUUCUCAAAUACUAACGCCGACUUAUUAAAUUAUUUAUUUUUCGGAUUCAUUAUAAUUCUUGUUUUUUCUAUUGUAUUCUUUAUUGUUUUGUUACUAUAAUUAUUGUUUUGGUCAGUAUAAUAUAUUUGUACAAAUACUAAUUUACCUAAAUACUGAAUUAUAACGCAGUAUUGUAUCGCGGCUAGAGUUAAAAUGUGAAAUAAAUGUCGCAGUAUUUUAUUAAUUGUGGGAUGUUUCACUUUUCACCUUCCGCAAAUCUAAAUUUUCAUUUUGAAAUACACGUACAUGGAUUAGUAGUAACAAAUAUUUUAUUUCUAAUUUAUAUAGAUUUAUAUAGAUUAUAUAGAUUUAUGUAAAUAUACAAUUGAUUUUUACAGUAUAAGCAUUUCUUACGAAAUAAUAUUAAAGAACUAUUGAAGUUUAUAGAAACUUAACUGGCUGCUUCUAAUUUAUCAUAGUGACAUAAUCAGUUAAUUAAUCAUUAACUGCAGUUAAGUUUUUAUAAAAACACUUUUAUGAAAUUAAUAUUUUAAGAUUCGAAUAUCUCUGUAUAUAAAAUAAAUAACGAGGGACCAAUCACACGUAUUUAGAGGUACUGAAUGGCCCAUUGAGCCGAAAAUGAUAAAAAAUUAAUUUUCGUCCGGCUAACUUCCCACAAAAUUUUCUUUUUUUAAAACAAAAACAGUAUUAGCCAACAAAAAUUUUAAUUAGGCCAAUAAUAACCGACAAACGACCAACAAACGAUUCGUAAAAAAAAUUAAAAAAGUAAAAGUUGCCCGGCUAACUUCCCGGAGGUCUUCUUUCAAAUAAAAAGGAGCGAAGAAAGUGUUUUGAAGCAUUUAUAGCGCUAAAUGGAUCGCGCCUGAAUAUCAUGAAUAUGAUUAACAAUAUUGAAUAAUGUUGAAAUUACUAUCGAUACAUAUCGAUCAUGCCGAUCUUUUUAAAUUCUUUGUAGUUGCACUUAUUUCUUUCUAGUUUUCAUUUUUCUCCUUCCUCUUUGUUUUUUUACAUAGAAUAUCUACUUCAUAUCAAAUGCAACUUCAAAAAAUAAACAUAUGAUAAACCACCGAUAUCGAUAAACUGAGAUAGUUGCAAAACAACUAUUUUCCUAGGACUAUUUUUUUAAAACACAUUUAUUUGAUAUCUUUCACAUACGAGUCAAGGAAAACAAUAUAUUAUUUCAUAGAUAUUUUUAAAUAUUUCUUUCCAAAAACAAUAUUGUGUUUCGUACAAAGAGUGCAGAGAAAGUACAUAAACUAGUUGCGUUUCUGAUAAAAGUACCGUUGAUUGCAACCAACUUCAGAGUAAUACAAAUGGCUACUAAAAUCUUGAAAUUAUCGAACACUGAUUCUUGCCGCAAACAAAUCACGUUAAAAUGAGUACAAUUUCACAUGCGUUGCAUUUUUCAGUAUGAAUAAAUGAUAAUAAAUGAUGAAAGCAGAAAUAAAUUCUUAUAAAUAAAUUAUAUUUGGGACAAAAAUACAUAUAUAUAUACUUUGCUAUCAACGGACAGCUGUAACUCAACGGGUGAACGGCAUUGGCCAUAUCUUUCUUUCCUCAUCAAUCGUCGGGAAAAUCACGAUGUAAAUUCUGGAGCGCCUUUUCUCACGCAGAAAACGCAUCGCACGUGUGUGCCUGCGCGCACCGCGAGCGGCUCCGAGCGCAUAUGCGCGACACAUGCCCGGCGACACGCGGUCCGGCGUGCGUCAAAUUGCGUCAAACGUGAAAGUAAACGAUGCAUGUAUGGUGUGCAGCAAUUGCUCGAAGGAGAAUACAAGUGUACAAAGCAUCAGGCCUUUCCCAGUUUUGGACGAAAGGCCUCGAAAAAGUGAGAGGUUCUAUCCUCGUUGAUUUCGCCUCAAGUCCAAUUCUCGUUUGCCGAAAGCGAGGCAAAGUCCAUUCGGAAAAGCACGUGAUAUCCCGAUGUGUGAUUUCAAACUGUCGCGCCUGUAAUCGACCGUCGCCAUUCUUCCUACGUUCCAUCCACCGAAGAGACAACAAGCAGCCGCCGCGGCGCGGGACAGCUGCGAUGCGAUCGAAGGGAACCGAGCGCGAUGGCUGGCGGGAGCGCGCGCUUUCGCGAGAGGUAUGUUGCAGGAGGCAAGUGCUCCCAUUUAUAUCCAGAACGUAGAGAGAAGAAAAUACCAAGAGCAAUCAAGCAGUAGAAAAAUCAUAGUGAGAGAAAAGUGGAUGGUGAAGUUAGUUAAGGACAGUA